Messenger RNA from Cimex lectularius (bed bug), 4415 nucleotides. RefSeq lists its product as uncharacterized. The transcript is spliced from 6 exons. Gene Ontology annotation, molecular function: protein binding. Gene Ontology annotation, cellular component: cytoplasm. Bases 157 to 3861 code for a protein of 1234 amino acids. The record is from RefSeq and is a predicted model, not a curated record. Gene Ontology annotation, biological process: developmental pigmentation. NCBI's taxonomy places the organism in Eukaryota, Metazoa, Arthropoda, Insecta, Hemiptera, Cimicidae.
UGAGUGAAAGGUUUGUUUAUAGUAAAGCAGCACAUAGAACCUCUCCUCUUUAUCACCACUAGUUACCAUUGUAAAUACGAUAAUAGGAUUAAUUCUAGAUUGUGUUAGCGCUGAAAUAGGUCAAUUAGUCGCCGAAGGAAGUUGCAGAUUUGCGUGAUGUCUCAGGAAAAUAGUAAAUACGUUAUAUUGAAUCAUGACCAAUUGACUGAUAUCCAGAUUCCCAUCAGGUCGACACAUAGAAUAAAGUACACAUGUUUUGCGGUCUCACAAAAGUACUUAGUGUUUGGAGCUACUAGUGGAGGUGUAUAUGUUUUCAGAAGAUCACCUUGUCAGUUUAUCCAUUUAAUUGCAACAAAGGAAGGGCCAAUAGGAAAACUUACGAUUUCAAAGGAUGAAAGGUUUAUCGCAAUAUCUUCCCUUCAAGGAGCUGCUUGCAUUUUAGAAUGGGACGAAGAAGAGGACAAGUCUAAAAUAAUUAAUAGAUCUUUUGAACACAAUGGGUCUUCAAUUACGGAGAUGGUUUGGGCUGAGACAAAUCAAUUGUAUAUUGGAGAUAGCAUGGGAAGAUUGUCUGUGAUUAAUAUAUCAUUAUGUGUGAGCAAAAAUAUUUUUCUCCUACCUUCUUUUGUAUUUAUGCAACUCGAUUCUGGAAUUGUACAAAUAUCAUGCUUUGAAAACUACCUUCUGAUAUCAACAGAGAAAUGGUGUUAUGUGUGUGAUACUGCAAAAGAACAUUACAAGCAGAUCGGAAGUAAACCUCGUGAAGGAGUUUAUGGAGCUUGUUUUUACACCAGCUCAAAUGAUAUAAAAAUAUACAGCGCUCGUCCUGGAUCAAGACUUUGGGAAGUGAAUUUAAGUGGAACUGUUCUUAGUACACAUCAACUCAAGAAAGUUUUAGCGAUUCAACCGACACCAAUCAUUUCUUUAAGAGAAAAUAGGAUCAUCGUUCAGAUCCAACAAUCAUGGCCCGAUCAGCCAUUUAACUUUUGUUAUUUAUUGAACUUUUUAGACAGGUUUUUACUAACGUUUAAAAAUGACGGCAUAUACAUAAUAGAUCCUAUUGCUGUAAAAGUCGUUGUAUGGACUAAUAUUUAUUGUAAUAUUUCCAGCGUUAAAUGUAUUUCGAAUACUAUUUACAUUUGGACUUCAUCUGGAAACUUGCAUUGUAUUGAUGCUAUGCAAGUAAAUCAGUGCUUAAUUGAACUGUAUUUCAAAGAAAAUUUUCCUUUGUGUAUGGAUUUGUGUGAAAUGUAUUUGGAUGACUUUGUUCAGCCUGAAGAUUUUCAUCAGCUAACUCCACUUGCAGGAUUAAAAGAUUUUAUUCCACAUGAAAAGAAAGAAUUGAUCAAUUUUGUGAAUAAAUUAGAAAAACAUAAUUCUAAUAUCCAAUCCAGUACAAAACUUGAUUCUGGAAUUUUUUUAGUAGAGAAUAGACAUUGGAAAAAAUGGAAAGUAAAUGAAAAUAGAAAUGCACUUAAACUCAACAAGAUUCCUUAUUAUAACAAAACUCGCAGUCUUCCUCAUGACAUACUGGGCUCUGGGCAACGGUCAAACAGUUAUAGAUUACAGCAGACUCUUUCACUUCCAGAUUUUCAUCUAAUUGUAGAACCAUUAAACAGUAACAGCACUGCAUUGGAUGCUCUAUUUGAAAAUUCCAGUAAAAGUGGAAUUAUCCCAAAAAUACCUUUUCUUUCUAUAGCAUCUCCUGAAAUUUUUCAUUCUACAAUAUCAGAAUUGCAUCAAAAUGUUUCAGGAAAAUUGUUAUCUGGGACAAAAACAUUGCGAAGCAAAUGGCAAUAUUUAGAAGGAAAAUUUAAAUUCUUGAUGCUUAAUUCUAGUCCUAUUAAUUCAGAACAAUGUAAUUCCAUCAAAUGGAAAGAGCCUCCUAUCUCCUGUAAUAAUUUGAAUGGUACUUGUGAUAAUGAUGAUGGUGAUGAUGAUGACAUAAUACCAUCUUCGGAGAAAUCAAAGCUUUCAAAAUCAGACAUUGACGUAUCAGAAAUUAAAGAAGCAUUUAACUCAAUUUCAAAGACUGAAGAACCUAAAAAAGAUUUAGUGUUCAAAUUGUUCGAUUCAAUUUUGUAUUGUUACAACAUGAUAUGUGCACAAGAAUCAAAAAGAACUGCUUCAAAAGGAAAAUCGGUAUUUCCUUUUAAUACAAUCCUCCCAACUGAAUGUAACGAUUUAAUAAAACACCUAUUACACAAUUAUAUAAAGAACGGUAAAAUGUUCUCGUAUAUAGAAAACAUCAAUGAGUCAUUGAUUGGAAAUUUUGAUUUUCCAGAACACCCACAAUUACUCACUGAAGUUUACACAGCUUAUCAAUUAAAGUUAGAUUGUUAUUUGAGAAAUAUAUUAUUUGUAUUCUCGGAACUAAUUGAUCCUUUUGUUAUAUUGUAUAAUCUUGAGACUAGUAAAGUGCCUUGUGUUUUUCAUAGUUGGAGCAUAAUUUUGGACACAUUUCAAGAAAGUGCAUUGAAUUACAUAACGACUGAUAAUUCUAAUGGCUUCGAAUAUAAGAGUUGGCCAUUGCCACUUUUAUUAAACACAAUUUUUCUUAUGUUUCGUUUACAACAAAUUGAUUCCAGCUACUAUAUGUCUACAGAAUCAUCCCUUAAGUUUUACCACAUAUCGUUUUUAAUUUUGAAACUCUCACUUUAUUUUGAAUCGACGGGGAUGACGAAAGAAGAAAGGGAAAAAAUAUGUAAUGAACUUUUGUUAAAGUAUGUUACAAAAAUGUUAGAAAACCAGUGUUUUAAGAUUGACUAUUUGUUCGAUUUCACAGUCGCAUACCAUUUAGAAUCUGCUUUUCUUAAAUUUAAUUAUCCAUUUUUUCCUAUUUGCGCUUGUGGUCAUCCUAUUUGUGAGAAAAUUGAAACUGAUUCUACCUUUAGCACCAUCGGGAAGCUUCUUCUUUACAUGCAAUUAAUAAAUUAUAAAACACCCAACCACAGGAUUUUGCACAAUGAAUAUCCAGUUUUUAUUUCCUCGUCUGAUAGUGAAGAUAUCGUAAUUCAAAGGUUGGUCAGAACUCACAUUAAAGAUAAAAAUAUAAUUCCCAAUGAAAGUUUAAAGCUGGAAAAUCUAAAGCCUACUCAUGAGGAUAUAGAUGAAUUUUCUUAUAAUAAUAAAUUUGGUAGAUUAAUGAAAAUGCUUCAGGCUCUUCCAGAACUAUUUAGUGUAGUGAUGAAAUGUGUAGUAAACAAUAUAAACGAUGUAAUCCCGUUCAUCGUGCAAUAUGCCGCUUUGGAUGAUUUGAAUUAUUUAGCUGUUCCAAUGGAUGAAAAAAUGUGGAUACUCCUGUGUGAUUCGACUGUGAAAUUUUCAAAAGGGAUGUGUUGUAUCUGUUCAACUCCUUUUUCACAUCAUAUUGAAAUGGACUGGAAUACAAUAGCAAUAACAAUGCUCAAAUCAUUAUUCGCCAGUAAGACUAUUUCAUUACUCAAAAAUUAUUCAAUGGAUAUUGGUGCUGAAGCUUUAGAUGUAAGAUUUUAUCGUGCCUGUAUUUUAAGCAGUGCUUUAGGUUCAGGAGGAUACAAAAAUCAUGCAUCGAUAAUCAACAAUUAUUAUUAUGAUGUUUCUACGUCACUUGCCAAAGAAGUGUCUGAGGACACCGAUUUACUGCUGUUUGAAGAUACUCCCCAGUGUACACCUAGCGUCAUUCAGACAAAAUAUUCAAAUACAUGGGGAAUCCAAGUUGACAUCAACGUAGAUGUUUGUGGAAGGUGUGCUCUUGUGUUGAAUUCAAAAAAUCUGGCACAGAAUGGAUUACGGGCAUUUAAAUGUGGCCAUGUGUAUCACACGAUUUGUUUACACCUUGCCUGUUCUAAUUUUAAUUGUCCUAUUUGUGCAAGUAGAUAAGGUUUGUUUUAAUUUAAUCAAUACAACAAACAUUGAAAUUGCCUGGUUAAGAGAAUAGGAUUACUCUCUAGGAAACAGCACGUGGAUGAAAUGAAAAUUAUAAAAUAAAAUUUCUAUAUUUUUUAAAUAUUUAAAAACUUAUUUCUUCCUUAACUAAUGGGUAAUGAUUAUAAAUGUGACAGAGAGUCGAACUUGUUAUUUAGUGUAUUCUCGUUUCAAAGUAAAGAGAAGAUAACUAGCAUGCUAAUAACACAAAUUAAAAAUUGUAAUAAACACGUACAAUUACUUGUAUGUAGAUACACAAGAAUGUUUUUGCACACAUAUCUUCUUAAAGUGGUUUUAUGCAAAAACCUCAAAGCCUUACCUAAAACCAAAUGAUUCACCAAAUAUAAACAUAAUUAAGUUUUCAAUUAUUCAAAUUUUAUAUUAGGAUAUGUUAACAUAUAGAAAAUAAUCCAGAAUGGUCAGAAUAAUAUGUUUGCACACCAAAUUAUGGGUGUUAAUUUUCAAACAAAUAGUUACAACUUUUUUUCCAUCAAAUUAACCCUUUUUAA